AUCCUGUUCGAACUCCAUCCGGGAGACUGUGUUUGGUUGCAGGGUCCCUCCGGAGUCGGCAAGACCACCUUGGCCAUGUCCGUCGCGGACCUUGUUUCCGUAAACGUCCAUUGCAAGCUCCACAUGAAUGUGGAAUUGUCCUGGCGCGACGGCAUACCAGUAGCAGAGCACUGCGGCGUCUUGUUCCAAACGACCACACUCUUGGAUGACCUCUCCGUCGCCGGAAAUCUCGUCGUAGCGUUGCACCGCGAGUCCUUUCCGUCACCACAAGCCCGCGACGUUCGGAUCAAAAAUCUGCUCGAGUCGGUGGGGUUGGACUACGCCAAGGACGCCGCCAAAAAACCCAGUGAACUUUCCGGAGGCAUGGGACGACGCGCAUCCCUCGCCUUACAACUCGCCCAACGCAAACGUGUCAUUGUCUUGGACGAACCCUUUGCCGGACUCGACUACGACGUCGCUGUAAGCGUCGCGAAAGAAUUGCUUCGGCUCCGACAAACGCACGGUACGGCCUUGCUGUUGAUUUCGCAUGAACCCGAACUA
Messenger RNA from Phaeodactylum tricornutum CCAP 1055/1, 540 nucleotides. RefSeq lists its product with no specific name. NCBI's taxonomy places the organism in Eukaryota, Bacillariophyta, Bacillariophyceae, Surirellales, Neidiaceae. Gene Ontology annotation, molecular function: ATP binding; ATP hydrolysis activity. The annotation marks the transcript as partial. The record is from RefSeq and is a predicted model, not a curated record. The transcript has a single exon.